UGUUUUUCCUUCUCCAACGCUGAUAAACGGGGCCUGUCCUGAGUGUUCGCUUCUCCGCCACCGAGUACCGCGAGAUAUUGACAGUUGAUCGACCGCUGACCCAAAUAAGGCGCCGUAGUCUUGCGGUCGAGGGUGACUCUCCCCAAUUUCAAGCUGCUCAAGCGGGUUUAGCUGAUCUCAUUUUUAGCUUCCUAGCCGCUAGCAAAGCGCCGCGUUUGCGGUCGACAAAUCGCAACGGAAAGCUCGAGCAAGGGUCGCGAUGAUCGUGUGACGAUGUGUGCAAAAAGUGUGAAAGGAGAGGACGCGCUCGAACUUUCUCGAGCAAAAAAACAAAACGAGCGACAACGUCGAGAACUGGACGCUCUUGUCCACAAGCCUCAAGAUGAUUUGGUAGCAGACAUCGGUAAAAAGUGUAUUUGUCCUGAGCGGCAGGAGGCACGUUCCCCUCAAAUCAGAGAGGAAAAAGACCGCCGCGUUACGGAGGAGGAGCCAGAGUCGCCCGUCGUUAAAGAGGAAGAGGAGGAGGCUGGCAUCACCAACUUGCCAUUCCCUUGUGUCACCGUGAAGAUCGAAGAGGAUGAGGAGCACUGGGGAGGCUCACAAGACGGAACUCUCUUCACUCCUCUGUCAGAUAAUAAGAUAACGGCGCGCUCUGCUGACACUGAGGAGGAGGAGGAGGAGGAGGAGGAGGAGAAACACUCCAAAGACGAUAGGACGUCUCAGUGGAAAUGCUCGCAGUGUGGCAAAACCUUUGAUGGCAAGUUCACGUUCAAAGACCACAUGAGGCAACAUUUUGCCUGCUCACUUUGUGGCAAAAGAUUCUCUGCUAUGAUUUGUUUAACAAGACACACAAGAACACACACUGGGGAAAAACUUUUUGCCUGCUCAGUUUGUGGGAAACGAUUCACUCAGAAAGGACAUUUAGAGACACACACAAGGACACACACGGGAGAGAAACCUUUUGUUUGCCCAGUUUGUGGGAAAAGAUACUCUCAGAAGGGACACUUGGAAAUACACACACGCUCACACACUGGGGAGAAACCUUUUGUCUGCUCAGUUUGCGGUAAAGGAUUCUCAGAAAAGAGAAGCUUAAGAGAACACGCACGAACACACACUGGGGAGCAACCUUUCGCCUGCGUCGUCUGUGGUAAAAGAUUCUCAAGAAAGACUAAUUUAACAACGCACUCAAGAACCCACACUGGGGAGAAGCGGUUUGCCUGCUCAGUCUGUGGGAAAACAUUUACUCUAAAGAGUCAUUUCAAUGACCACACAAGAACACACACUGGGGAGAAACCUUACGUCUGCUCAGUUUGUGGCAAAAGAUUUUCUGUAAAAGAAAGCUUAACAAGACACAAAAGAACCCACACGGGUGAGAAACCUUAUGCCUGCUCAGUUUGUGGUAAAAUAUUCACUCAAAAGGGACAUUUAAGAAAACACGCAAGAACCCACACUGGGGAGAAACCCUUUGCCUGUUCGGUAUGUGCUAAAAAAUUCACACAGAAGGGAAAUUUAGGCAAACACCUAAGAACACACACUGGAGAAAAACCUUUUGCAUGCUCUGUUUGUGGUAAAACAUUUACUGCAAAGACCGACUUAGUAAAGCACACGCGAACGCACACCGGGGAGAAACCUUUUGCCUGCUCCGUUUGCGCUAAAAGAUUCUCUUGUCAGCAUCAUGUGAAGACACACAAGUGUGUUGGUGUGAAGAGCAGCAAAUCCAGGAAGCUUUAAAUGGGCUACAAAAAGAAACGUUGGCUCUUUGAUAAGAUGGGAAAGUAUGGAUGUGAUGCAGAAUAAAAUGCAAAUAGGUCUUAAAAGCAAUGAUAGCGUUCA
Syngnathoides biaculeatus (alligator pipefish) is the source of this 1833-nucleotide messenger RNA. Its product is annotated as zinc finger protein OZF-like. Gene Ontology annotation, cellular component: nucleus. Gene Ontology annotation, molecular function: RNA polymerase II cis-regulatory region sequence-specific DNA binding; DNA-binding transcription factor activity, RNA polymerase II-specific. The transcript has 2 exons. Lineage: Eukaryota; Metazoa; Chordata; Actinopteri; Syngnathiformes; Syngnathidae. The record is from RefSeq and is a predicted model, not a curated record. Gene Ontology annotation, biological process: regulation of transcription by RNA polymerase II; central nervous system development. The coding region runs from base 274 to 1731 and encodes 485 amino acids.